AUGAGUCCUCUCAAGAGCUUUGCUAACGGGGGCUUCCUUCCCACAGUCAAUAAGAACAGAAAGAUCUACGACCUAAACAACGUCCCGCUGGUGUCUGGAACAUCAAUAGUGAAAUGGCACCUCUCUCACUCCAUCAUCGCUGAGCAUCGGGGCCGCACUCCCAAGUGCCCCAUCUCCAACCAUAAGGUCGAGUACAACUACCAAAAGGUAGUCAGUCACAUCCGGAUCAGCAUCGACAAGAACAACAACUUGACCGAGUGCCCCGUCGAGUUUGAAGUACUGCAAGAGUUUUCCGGUGGCGGCCACGAUGAAAAGAUUUCGCUCGGCAAGGUGCAACUGAACCUCAGCGAGUACGUCGAGGAGAGCGAUGGCCUCACCCGCGAGAGUAGCAGCUUCGACCGCGGCCACGCGCGCAAGCGCAGCAGCGGCACUGCAAGCACGAGUCCCAAGUCGAUGAAAGCCCCCAUCCUGGAGGACCCUGAUGUCGAGGACGGCAUCGUCAGGCGCUACCUCAUGCAGGACAGCAAGAUCAACAGCACCUUGAAGAUAGGGAUUUUCAUGAAACAGCUGGAUGGCGACAAGGGGUACUCUGCGCCGCCGCUGAGAACAGCACCCGUCUUUGGAGGAAUCGCCGGCAUCAUGGCAGGCGAGCAAGUCGAGCAGGACGACGCAGGGCAAAUUCCCACCAUGGCAAAGUCGCGCGACGCGUCAGAGGUUCAAGACAUGUACCGUCGCGCCCUCGCAGCCUCCUGGUCCUGCCAGCCUGGCGAGCUCCCCGCAGACGAGUGCAUCGAGGACAUCUUCUCCGGCGGCGACGGCUGGCGCACCGGUAGGACCGGCCGCACCGGCAAGACCGCGACCUUCGAUCUCGACAACAACGGCUCCCUGAGCUCCGACGAGGGCGGCAUGGGCACUCUGCGCCCGUCAGACUUGCGCAAGUUACAGCAAAAACAAGAACGCCAGAAGCAGCAACAACAACAGCAGCAGCAGAAACAGGACCACCACCACCACCUCACGCUACACCUGCACCAAAACGGCGGCGGCAACGCCCGCAACCACUCCCGCAGCAACAGCGGCUCCAGCGACCGCAGCUUCACCACCGUCCUCACGGCCCGCGCCAACGACGGCGCGAGCAGCACGACUGCCGGUAUUGGCCGACGCGGUUCCCGGCAUGGCCGCAGGGAGCUUCGCGACGACGAUGGCCGCGGCGGACGCAGCGGGUACCCGUACUCGAGGAGCCGGAGCGGGAGCAUGGCGAGCCUUGCACCGACGAUAGGCAGCAGCGACCGCGGGCGCGACUCCCGGAGGAACAGGGAGCUGGAGGAGUUUGAUGUACGGGACGAUCUUGUGGCGUGGAGGCUCCCUGGCGCUGUGUCGUAA
Molecule: messenger RNA, 1380 nt
Organism: Colletotrichum chrysophilum
Lineage: Eukaryota; Fungi; Ascomycota; Sordariomycetes; Glomerellales; Glomerellaceae
Exons: 3
Coding region: 1-1380 (459 amino acids)
Source: RefSeq, a predicted model, not a curated record